AUGGCGGCAGCUGGCGGCGGUCGUGGCUCCCAGCCCGGGCUGGCUUCGGCGCCGGGCAGCGCCGGAGACAGCUCCCUCCUCGGUAGCGCCACAGUGUGGCCCUUGAAGCGCUACGGUCGCUUCCUCCCGCCGAAGGACGGUGACUGUGAGGGGCAGAACACCUCUUGGAAGGUGUUUGAAUCAAAUGAAGAAUCAGGCCCCCUUGUUCUUACCAUUGUGGAGUCUGGCCAUUUCUUUAUUUCCCAAGGGCGAACAGUGCUGGAAGGAUUUUCCCUGAUUGAUUCCCACAAGUGGCUGAAGAUAGUGAGGAGAGCAGAGUGCCUGCUGCUCCGGGCAGAGGCCAAGAACGAGUGCCGCAUGUUCCGUGUGCAGUUCGGAGGGAGCUGCAGGGAGGAGAUGCAGGAGCACUGCUGCAGCUGUGUCCAGAAACUCAGCGAGUACGUCCCGGUGCAGCGGGCUGAGGAGCAGAGCCUCAGCCAGGACACCCAGGGCAUGGACACUGAGCACGCACCAGAUGAGCCUCUCUCAGACUCCUGCACAAGCCUUGGAGAAAGAAGAUCUGUAGCACAGCUUGCACAGGCGGUGCUGCGGCAGCGGCCGGAGCUGCCCCCGGCGUGCCGGCACCCGGCCUGGAGCGCCCGCGAGCUGGGGCCCUUCAUCCGCCUCUGCCUCAUGGACCAGCACUUCCCCGCCUUCGUGGAGGACGUGGAGAAGGAGCUGCACAGACUCGCCCAGGAGUGAGGCACGCCCGGCCCUGCGGGGGGUGCACACAGCUCUGGUGAUUAAAGGUUGAAAAACGAGGCCUACGGCGGUUUUUGUCGGUGUUUUAUUUUUAAAAACAGGUGAAUCCACUUUUUAUACAUCAUUGCACUUCAACAAAUACACAGAACACGAGUUCAUGCAGCUACAGUUACGCACAUCAUGAGAACCCUGGUAGGUCUAUUUCUACAAUCUUUAAAUCAUGAGAAAUUACAGUGUCAAACUAAAGAGGAAUAACUAGUUGCAUAGAAUAUCACCAUGCUGUAACAUUUCAUCA
Lonchura striata (white-rumped munia) is the source of this 1036-nucleotide messenger RNA. Lineage: Eukaryota; Metazoa; Chordata; Aves; Passeriformes; Estrildidae. The record is from RefSeq and is a predicted model, not a curated record.